AUGCCCACUUUUCAAGACGACGUGAGCUCCCAGGCGACGUUUAAGAGAUUGAAACGUUUAUGUGUCCCAUUACUAGAGAACUCGGUAUUGUCUCCGACUUCACUCCCUACGGUAUCCAGGCUCCUCUCCGAGCUUUCUGCCAUUUUGCAAGGCGUACAGUCUUCUGGGGAAGCUCUCAAACCAUCUAUUGUCUCCUACAUAUUCUUCCCAUUAUCCUCCAUUCUGCGGCGCAAUCCCCUAUCGUCUGUAUCGGACCAAGUGCUGGAGAAAAUAUUCAUAAUUCUCAAUAUUCUGUGCGAAAGCUGGUGGUGGAAUUUCGACGAGACUAUGUGGGAGCAGGUCUUCCUCUUGUGUGGUGCUGUUCUUGGCGGGAUAGAUAGUAAAGGAAAAGGAAAAAUGCGGGAUGACGAGACAAAACAAGCGGCUUCAACUUGCUUAUGGACCCUGUUGCGGAUUCGAUCUCCUGAUGAGGACCCUUUCGGCUCAGCGCAACCCCUACGUUCAGAACGAUUGGCCCACCGCUUUCAAGCCCACGCGCGGACAAGCACCUUCAUACCUGUCUUAGGCCAAACCAUCGAUUCCUUGCUUGUUGCAGCUCAGUCGUCGCAUUCAUCACUUCAGCGAUCAUCGCUCCGAGUUCUCUACAUUCUCAUCGAAGACUAUCUACCGGAUAAUUUUGUCCCUUCCAUUCUCCCGGGAGUAUUCAGCACGACAAGCAAAAUUGCUUUGGCUACCGGUGUCUCCAAGGGAUGGGCAAAUGGCGAUAUCGUUUCUGAAGCGCUUCGGGUAAUGCAGAGCGUCAUCGUCAGAUCCGUUGGUAACGAUAUCUGCUGCAGGGAUGGUGCAGUGAAAGGGUACCAUGACCUUGAAGAUCUCGUGCAUAUCGUGGACUUGGAUGAGCAUGGGAGUAAUCGAAGGGCGGGCGGCCCCCCAUAUGCCACAGAUCGCACUUCUGCGUGGUUACGAGGGACGGCUUCUCAGCUGCACAUUGGCAUAAAUGCACUGACGUCUCUCGUCAAUCACCCCAACCCAUCUGCACUUAUUGCCUUGGCUACAUUUUCCGAGACAGUUCUCUCUGAAACUACCUUAACCGUGCCUCAGUCACAGUCCAUCCUCCUAUCGUUUCUCCUCGCACUUUCUCGUUCUGAUUUUGACAGUGUCUCUGCGAAAGCCAGCUCUGCUCUGAGACAGCUUCUGACACUCCCCUCGAGCGCACGAUUCACGAUUAUGCAAGUGCUUAUGCAGAUCUCGAAAGAUAAUUUGGCCGCUCUUCCCCGCGCCAUCGUAACGCACGCAGACGCUAAAGUGGAACAUAUAGCGGGUAUCCUAGAAAGCAUUUGUCUUCUUGCUACUGCGCAAGGCAGAGGUCAACGAGGUAUUUCGCCAAUCGCGUCUGGUGUGGGAAAACUCUUAGGUCCUAAUGGCGGUAUUGAAAAGUGGGGCUGGAACCUGUUGUCGGUUCUUGAGUUUGUCGAUGGUCCACUUCUAUUUUUAGGUCCACCCACAGCCCCAUACAUGCUCGAAGGAAACGCAGCCGACUUAGAUUCGAUACCAUUUCCUGGGAUCGGACUGAGGCACAUUACUUCCCGUUCUGCUCUGAUGGCAUUGGAACGAAUGCUUCGCGCCAUGGGAAAAGCAGCCAGAGAGGACUGUAUAUUUGCCAUCGACUGGUUCAUGAGUGUUGGCCAGAGCGGUCGAGGGACGAGAGCCGUGGCAGCGCUCUGGUGUACAUGUCGGCUAAUCGAAGGCAUCUCUGAUAUCAAUUUGAGCGACAAGGACUCUAUCCGUGUCCGCCCCUUGACAUCUACCAGCAAGAGGGUGGAUAGACUAGCUCGUGGCAUUGCUAGAAGAGUAUCUGAGUUCUGGGCGAACAUAGAUUCAGUCGAUGAGGUUGAUCAAGAGCAUGUCACAACGGUCCAGGGCGAUGAAGAAGAAUUGAUGGUUGAACACGUCAAGGGGAUUGUAACUGUUCGCAUCACACCCGACUCGGAGCCGCGUUCAGCACCGCUCGGAGAUUCUUCCAAAGUUUCGCUGCAUAGGGCACUUUCUCUCCAAGUACUCGCUGUUACGGCUGGUAUCCUUGAGGCUCGGUUCACAACUCUGCUGCUGCACACACUCUAUCCAGUCCUUCACUCACUUGUCUCGGAGGUAGCGCUUGUAUCUUCCACUGCAUUGGCUACGCUAUAUUUCAUUUCUAGAAAUGCAUCGUACGCAUCACCCGCAAAUAUGUUACUCUCCAAUUUCGAUUACGCACUCGAUGCCGUUUCACGCCGUUUAACUCGCCGCUGGUUGGAUGUUGACGCCACGAAGAUUUUGGCGGUCCUAGUGCGAAUUGUCGGCCACGACGUUGUACAAAAAGCAGGAGAUGUAGUUGAGGAAUGUUUUGAUCGCCUCGAUGACUACCACGGCUACGAGAACGUUGUUGAUGGUUUGGUAGAGGUGUUGACAGAAGUGGUUCGCGUAGUUGAAGACGACGGAAGAAACCGUUCUACGAAGGUUCAGGAAGCCCGUCAUAUGUGUGUGCCGAAAUCAGAUGUCAUCAACAUGGAGGCAUUUGCGACCUGGUUGGCGCACAGAUGCGACCACCCAGAGCGUCAAGAGGGUUAUUGCGGCGACGCUUCGUAUCCCCGGAGAGCAUGGGGGAUGGAAUCUCUCGAAGACGAACAGCAUGCAGAUACAGCACCGGAAGCCGACUUGAACGCUGACUCGCAAAUAACCUCCACACAGACCUUGACGAAACAGAUUGUAUCUCGUUCCAUGUACUUUCUCACUCACAGCUCUCCCCUCAUUCGCGCGCGCAUCCUGAUGCUUCUCGGCUCGUCGGUCCCAGUGUUACCUGAAUCAGCUCUACUUCCAUCUAUCCAUCAGGCCUGGCCAUUUAUACUUAACAGGCUCUCCGAUCAAGAGUCUUUCGUCGUCAGCGCCGCAGCCUCACUGGUCGAAUCACUCGCCACUCAUGUCGGUGAUUUUAUGUAUCGCCGGGCGGGGCAUGGGCGGGGUCGGCACAGAAUUGGCGUAUACACACUCACAUCGACUUUAUCGAUCUGUAUUGAAGACGAUGACGGCGGCCGUGGCAGGUGUCCAGACCCAAGACCCAGCGAUAUGGGAGGUAAUCCUCUUGUUUAG
Fibroporia radiculosa is the source of this 3126-nucleotide messenger RNA. RefSeq lists its product as uncharacterized. NCBI's taxonomy places the organism in Eukaryota, Fungi, Basidiomycota, Agaricomycetes, Polyporales, Fibroporiaceae. The transcript is spliced from 3 exons. The record is from RefSeq and is a predicted model, not a curated record. The coding region runs from base 1 to 3126 and encodes 1041 amino acids. Gene Ontology annotation, cellular component: cytoplasm. Gene Ontology annotation, biological process: chromatin remodeling.